GGAAUCAUUCAACAUCGGAUGUUCAGUUGCGGUAAGGGUAAAGAUGUCUCGCCGAUAGAUCGAAGUCAAAUCCUCUUGCAACAUAAUAUAUUGAGAUGGAGGUUAGCAAAUGGCCAAGAGAGGGACAGAAUUGGUAGAUCCAUGCCGAUGGCCAAAAAUAUGCAGAAACUUAAAUGGAACUGCUCACUGGAAAGAUCUGCAAGAACCUCAGAUAGAAGAUGCGAGCUUGCUCAUACGUCACGUCUUGGUGAUAAAGGUGAAAAUGUAGCAUUCGUGGCGAAUUCAAGCUUAUCUGAAGAGCAAAUGCGAGGAUUUAUACCUAACAUGAUCAAUGAUUGGUGGGAUGAACUGCACACUGAUCAUGUUUUCGAUCCAUCUAAUGAACCAAAAUGGCUUGGGCUAAAACGACACAAGUUGGCUGCGCUGUCUGCACCAAGCAUGAAGACGGAAUGCCUUUCAUAUAUCUUCGUUGCCAGUAUUAUCCAAAAGGUGUGUGGCGUGGAGAGAGAAUUUAUGAUAUCGGGAGACCGUGUCAUGGUUGUCCAAAGGAAUCUCGCUGCCCAAGAAAUGGACUUUGUAUCUAAAGGUGGUUGUUGCGGAUCAUUCUUGUCUAGUAUAUUUUUAAGUAUUACUCUUUUUCGAUCAGCAAUCUUUGUUCAUACCUUAUGUCGAUUGAUGUUUUCAAACACGAUGACAUUAGAUGCUAGAUCUUGA
This is a messenger RNA of Thelazia callipaeda (thelaziosis nematode), 714 nucleotides long. The record is from the annotation of a GenBank genome assembly. NCBI's taxonomy places the organism in Eukaryota, Metazoa, Nematoda, Chromadorea, Rhabditida, Thelaziidae.